Molecule: messenger RNA, 1212 nt
Organism: Octodon degus (degu)
Lineage: Eukaryota; Metazoa; Chordata; Mammalia; Rodentia; Octodontidae
Gene: Mrps7
Product: mitochondrial ribosomal protein S7
Exons: 5
Coding region: 100-828 (242 amino acids)
Biological process (GO): translation; ribosomal small subunit assembly
Cellular component (GO): ribosome
Molecular function (GO): mRNA binding; rRNA binding; structural constituent of ribosome
Source: RefSeq, a predicted model, not a curated record
GGCGUGAAAUACAAGUUUAGGGCCCGUGGAGUCCUGCACCAGUCUCCUCGCGCAGGCGCGCCGAGGGCAGUUCUGGUGGGGUCCUCGUAGCCGCCCAAGAUGGCUGCCUCCGCGCUGAAGGCUGUGCGAUCCUGGGAGGGCCUGGCCCCGGGGGUCACCUGCGUUGUGUGGCGUGUUCCAGGGCUAACCCAGGUGCGGUGGAGCCGCUAUAGUCCGGCCUUCAGGGAUCCUUUAGUUGAUAAAGAACAUUACCGCAAGUCCGUGGCCGAGCUCACCGAGGAGGAGAAAUACGAGCAGGAGCUCAAGAAGACGCAGCUCAUCAAAGCAGCCCCAGCGACGACGACAUGCUCCGUGUUUGCAGACCCAGUGAUCAGUAAAUUCACCAACAUGAUGAUGAAAGGCGGAAAUAAAAUCCUGGCCAGAUCCCUCGUAACCCAGACUCUGGAAGCUGUGAAAAGGAAACAGUUUGAGAAAUACCAUGCUGCUUCUGCAGAGGAACAAGCAACCAUUGAACGCAACCCCUACGUCAUCUUCCACCAAGCCCUGAAAAACUGUGAGCCUGUGAUUGGCCUCAUACCCAUCCUCAAGGGUGGCCAUUUCUACCAGGUCCCUGUGCCCCUGCCUGACCGACGUCGCCGCUUCCUGGCCAUGAAGUGGAUGAUUACUGAGUGCCGAGAGAAUAAGCACCGGCGGACACUGAUGCCAGAGAAGUUGUCACAUGAGCUGCUGCAGGCUUUUCACAAUCAGGGCCCCGUGAUCAAGAGGAAGCAGGACAUGCACAAGAUGGCUGAGGCCAACCGUGCUCUGGCCCACUACCGCUGGUGGUAGAGGAAAAGGGGCAGCUUUGAAAGAAGCCCAAGGCUCUGUAUCUCUCUGAAAUGGACUGGGUGUUAAGGAUGGAGCUCCUUUUUGAGAAUGAUGGAGACGCAUGUUUAUUGUCCAUUUACCCUUUUUCACUGGAGUUAGAACUGGCUCUCUGUGUCCUGUCGCCUUGUAAAGAGGAAACUUGGGAAUUUUCCCUGGGAACCUCAGGGCCUAGUCUUCCCUUUCCUUGGCUCAGGACAGACCUUUGGAUGCAAAAGGAAGAUACUGUAGUAGCAGAAGAUUUAUUAGAAAGCCCUCUCCCUGAUACAGAAGUACCAUCGAUUCAAACUCAUUGGAGGAAAUGGGCUUCUCUCCACAGUGGUCCUUAUAAAAAAUGUAGAAAAAGCA